AUUUCUGCCGUUUGUGGUUCCUUCAGGACAUGUCUGAGGCCCACCUAGCAGAUCUGUUCGAUCGUAGUUUGAUUCCAGUUCGCUUCUCGCUCGGCCGAAGUCCGACUCACAUAACGAUUCGAGUCAACGAACGUUCGACGCAGCAUCGGCGCAUGAGCAGAGCGAGUGGCUCCAGGAAAUCCCUAGAACGACCACCCCUACGGAGGCAGUGCGCGCGCCGCGCUGCCAUCUCACCCGUUCGGCCCCCCCCAGACUGCGAGCUGGACUGGUGCGGCAAGACCUGCCAGGACAUCCAGAGCAAGUUCCCGGACUGCGCGUGUCCGACGUGGGCCGCCGGCGAGACGUACAGCAGCGUCGCCAAGGGGAAGGGGAAGUUCGGCGACGUGGGCGAGUAUUCGAAGGGCGACUUCGGAACCGCCGCGUGAGUGCCUUGUCCGCCCCCCCUUCGCUCGCGGUCGCUGGAGGCGCCGCCACGGGGGUGCCCGGCGCCCAAACCGAGACAUCUGCGCGGACUUCCCCUCCCCCAACCACGCGCUGAUCCGUUCCUCAUCUCCGCCGUGCUCUCUGGCACUGUUCAGGGCAAGCAUGCGCAGCGGCCGAUACUCUUCGUUCAAGCCAGCGGAGCUCCCCCUUGCGUCGAUC
Molecule: messenger RNA, 642 nt
Organism: Prorocentrum cordatum
Lineage: Eukaryota; Dinophyceae; Prorocentrales; Prorocentraceae
Source: the annotation of a GenBank genome assembly